Penicillium cinerascens is the source of this 836-nucleotide messenger RNA. Its product is annotated as ER membrane complex subunit EMC3. The coding region runs from base 39 to 836 and encodes 265 amino acids. NCBI's taxonomy places the organism in Eukaryota, Fungi, Ascomycota, Eurotiomycetes, Eurotiales, Aspergillaceae. The transcript has 5 exons. The record is from RefSeq and is a predicted model, not a curated record. Gene Ontology annotation, cellular component: EMC complex; membrane. Gene Ontology annotation, biological process: protein folding in endoplasmic reticulum.
CAGUUAUUCUCUUUCAGUCUACUGGUCUCCCUUCCACCAUGGCAGUCCAAGGAGUUGAGCAGACCAUCCUCCGGGAUCCGGCUCUCUUUUACUGGAUCCUGUUCCCUAUCACUGUGGUUAUGAUCCUGACUGGAAUUCUACGCCACUAUGCGACUGUCCUAAUGAACACACCCCCUAAGUCACCCUCCACUCUCGCCGAAUCGCGCGAACGCCACGCACUGCUCCGAGGUGUAAACCUCCGCAACCAUGCCUUCGCCGUCCUCGACCGUGAAGCCUUCGAGGCGCGGAAGAACUACCUGCUCUCGGGCUACCGGAGUGGCGCGUUCCUGAAGGAUCCCAAUAACCGUGGCCAGCCGCCGGCGAACCCGAUGACUGAUCCUCAGGGAAUGGAGGCUAUGAUGGGAAUGCUGAAGGGCAAUAUGAUGAUGAUGAUCCCGCAGACCUUGAUCAUGAGCUGGAUUAACGCCUUCUUCUCGGGCUUCGUGAUCUUGAAAUUGCCUUUCCCUUUGACCAUCCGCUUCAAGUCGAUGCUUCAGUCCGGUGUCAUGACCAGGGACCUGGAUGUGAGAUGGGUGUCCAGUCUGUCGUGGUACUUCCUCAACCUCAUGGGCUUGCAGUCCGUGUUUGGCUUUAUUCUGGGCAGUGAUAAUGCUGCCAACCAGAUGGCCCAGCAGAUGGGCAUGGCUAACCCUGCUGCCAUGAUGAACCCCAUGCAGCCCGGCCAGGACCCCGACAAGCUGUUCUUGGCUGAGGCGGAGAACUUGGAAGUGACGGAGCACUUCUGCAUUCUCGAUGGAGUGGAAGAGCGAGUCCUGCAGAAUUUCGCUACUGCGUGA